CCGAUAGACACUAGCCAGCGAGCCGCAAAGACAGCUGGGACGAGCCAACAGUUACACAACAAACCCGUCCGGAGGCUAGCUGACACGCUCACAAGUCACAAAUUAGUUUUGCUCGGACACCUCUGUAACAGUUGGAACUUAUGGCUGACAGUGAGGAUAUCUUCCUCAGGGCUAAACAUCGGACUUUCAGCGGACUGACAGAAGAUGCAGAGCGUGAGUGGAGGGGACCAUUUUACUUCAUCCAGGCUGCGGACCCCCAGCUCGGGCUGAUGAAGGCCUGGAGGGACGGUGACUGCGACGGCGGAGGAGAUGAAUGGGCAGAGGAGGUGGAGCUCACCAAGCAGGCCGUGGAGGCCGUAAACCAGCUCAGACCCAGGCCGAGGUUCAUGGUGCUGUGUGGAGACCUGGUCCAUGCCAUGCCAGACACCCCAUUCAGAGAAGGUCAAGAGCGGGACCUGAAGGAGGCCUUGAAGGAGACAGAUCCGUCCAUCCCGCUGGUGUUUGUCAGUGGGAACCAUGACCUGGGUAACACCCCAACUCCCAGGACACUGGAGCAGUACUGCAGCGCUUGGGGAAACGACUAUUUCAGCUUCUGGGUGGGUGGAGUCCUCUGCCUGGUUCUGAACUCCCAGUUGUUCUAUGAUGCCUCGGCUUGCCCUCAGAUGAAGGAGGCCCAGGAGACGUGGCUGGAGGAGCAGCUGAGCAGAGCCUCCUCCUCAACGGAACCCAAACCCAAACACGUCCUGGUGUUCCAGCACAUUCCUCUGUACUUAAAGAGUCCUGACGAGGAGGACGACUACUUCAACCUGCAGAGGGGGGUCAGACAAAACCUGCUGGACAGGUUCAAGAAGGCAGGGGUGAAAGCCGUGUUCUCCGGCCAUUAUCACCGAAACGCCGGCGGUCACCACGACGGCCUCGACAUGGUCGUGAGCUCGGCCAUUGGGUGCCAGCUGGGCGAGGACACCCACGGCCUCAGGGUGGUGGUAGUGACCGCAGACGGGAUCAUCCACCGCUACCACGGCCUGGAGCAGCUGAGUGCGCGAGGCAUGGACGAGGACCUCAGGAAGCUCCUGCAGGUCUGAGAGCCGACGGAAGGAAAACUCAACAAGCAGUGUGUUUUUCAUUGUGAACUGUUUUGUUUUGAGUAUGCAGCAUUUUGAGCCCCUGUUCCUAAAGGCGCACAAGAUGGUUUUUGGAGACUGGCACGUUGGUCAACUCAUGUCAGCAUGGAAGAUAUUAAAAUCAUUUAUACUGUACGUUCCCAAUAGAUCAUUUUCUGCAAUGUCACAAGCUUAAACUUGAUGUUUUGGCUAAUGAUCUUAUCAAUAAUGUUGACCAGUGGCCCAGUCUCCAAAAAUUCCAAGUAUUCACUAAAGUGGGAAAAAAAUAAAAGGCAACACUUUCUAUGAAGCCAAUGUCUAUAAUGCAUUAUAAAUAGGGGUGUGAUCAAACUCGUCGUGUUAAAAAUCUGUCCACGUUUAUAAUGCAUUAUAAACAUACUCAUAAUGCAUUAUAGGAUCUGGAUUAGCCUAACCCUUCCCUUACCCUAUAAUCGCACAAUAAUAAUGCAUUAUAAAAAAGAUUAUAAUGUAUUACGACUGAGACUUAUGAUACGCUCUGAAUCUCACCAAAAUAAAAGUCUGAGGAGGAUUAUAAUCUAAAGGAUUCUAAAAAUUGACCAAGUAUGGCACUUGAAAAUGCUUUUUAAUGUGUUACAGUUAUUGUUAUGAUGACUGAAUAGUUAUAUUCAGUCAUAUAAUUAUAUAUUAUAUAUUAUAUAGUGCUAUAAGUAGAUUAUGAGUCAUUGUAAGUAUGUUUCUUAUGCAUUAUAGCCAUAGGCUUCACAGAAAGUGUUACCAACUCAUCUAAAUAGAGGCAUGUACCGUAUGUUGGAUCAGAAAUGAGAAAAUAGCAGUGAGUUUAAACUAACAAAGAUGCAGCUACAUGCCAAGCGCACAUCGUAAUGUGUACAGAAUCUUACAAUAAUAUAAAAUUGUGUUUAGUUUCUCUCUGUACUGAAUGUUUUCCUUGGAGCCUCUCUCGGCAGAACGGAUGUUAUUAUCUCUGCCCCCGCCGACCUUAAAGGGGCACAUAAAGAUUAUUGAAUGUGUUCUAAAACUGUGUUCAAGUCAAAUGUUGUUCGUGUAACUUUAAAUGUAUCCAAACUUUCCAUCAUUAAAGGAAGUUUCCACCCUGAAACAUUGAAACUGAGCACAAGCAGCUCCUGGAGGUGGUCUCUCAAACAGAAAUUCAUUAUAAAAGAGGAAAGAGAAAUAGUCAGGCGGCUUAGGACCAGAUUUGAGAAGAAAGGGGACACGCCGGACAAAAGCACCAACAUUUUUCCACGUACUCUCUAUCACCAUAGGUUUCAAUU
Centropristis striata (black sea bass) is the source of this 2374-nucleotide messenger RNA. RefSeq names its product calcineurin-like phosphoesterase domain containing 1 (gene cpped1). Gene Ontology annotation, molecular function: hydrolase activity. Lineage: Eukaryota; Metazoa; Chordata; Actinopteri; Perciformes; Serranidae. The record is from RefSeq and is a predicted model, not a curated record. The coding region runs from base 141 to 1082 and encodes 313 amino acids. The transcript has 6 exons.